Nannochloropsis gaditana CCMP526 is the source of this 1523-nucleotide messenger RNA. RefSeq names its product histone deacetylase 1/2. The record is from RefSeq and is a predicted model, not a curated record. The coding region runs from base 209 to 1522 and encodes 437 amino acids. The transcript is spliced from 3 exons. Gene Ontology annotation, molecular function: histone deacetylase activity.
CAAGAAUUUACGAACUGUUGACCAAUUUGUCCUCCAUGCAACCAUACAGUCCAGCAAAGAGCCCUCAAGUGGUGUCCUUUUCAAGUCUGACACUCUAUAAGGCAUCGGCGGAGGCCGCGUGUGAGAAGACAGCACACCCAAUUGUCACACUGACCUGCCCUCGUCUACUAAGUCCUUGCUCCUAUCCUUCUUUGGGCUACUGAGCAGCAUGGCAGCCCCAACAAAACGGCGCAUCUCCUAUUUCUACGACUCCGACAUUGGGAAUUUCCAUUAUGGGCAAGGGCAUCCCAUGAAGCCCCACCGCGUCCGGAUGACGCACUCCCUCGUCGUGUACUACUGGUUGUAUCGAAACAUGGAAAUCCUUCGCCCCAAGCCCGUGCUGCUCAGUGAAAUGACCCGAUUCCAUUCGGAUGAUUACAUCAAUUUUCUCCGAGUGAUUACACCCGACAACAUGCAAGAGUACAUGAGGCAGCUGCAGAGGUUUAAUGUCGGGGAGGAUUGCCCCGUUUUCGACGGACUCUUUGAAUUCUGUCAGCUGUACACGAGCGGAUCCAUCGGAGGGGCGGCUUUGUUGAACCAGAAAGAGGCCGAUAUCGUCAUCAAUUGGUCGGGAGGGCUGCAUCAUGCCAAGAAAUCGGAGGCCUCGGGCUUCUGCUACGUGAACGAUUGCGUCCUGGCGAUUUUGGAGCUCCUGAAGCACCACCACCGGGUGCUCUACAUCGACAUCGACAUCCACCACGGGGACGGGGUGGAGGAGGCCUUCUACACCACCGACCGGGUGAUGACGGUCUCCUUCCACAAGUUUGGUGAGUACUUUCCGGGCACGGGCGACGUGAGCGAUUUUGGGCACGGAAACGGGAAAAACUACGCGAUCAACUUCCCCUUGCACGACGGGAUGGACGACGAAAGUUUUGUCUCGGUGUUUCGACCUGUGAUUGGGAAAGUGAUGGAGACCUUCGCGCCAGGAGCCAUCGUCCUUCAAUGCGGCGCAGACUCCUUGUCGGGCGAUCGCCUCGGCUGCUUUAACUUGUCCUUGAAGGGGCACGCGGACGCGGUCGCCUUCGUGAAAAGCUUCGACGUGCCUGUCUUGGCCCUGGGCGGGGGGGGGUACACGCUGCGGAACGUGCCUCGAUGUUGGGUCUAUGAAACCUCCGUCCUCCAGGGGACAGAGAUCAAGGACGACUUGCCUUUCCACGAUUACUUUGAGUACUACGGCCCCGACUACAAACUCCACCUCCCCGUCUCCAACAUGGAGAAUCUUAACACCAAGCCAUACCUGGAAACGAUCAAACAGCAGCUGUUCACCAUCCUCUCCCAGGUGAGCCCCACGGGCGCGCAGAUCCAGACGGGCCAGCCAGGGACGAGCAUGACGCCUCCGGACGCAGCCUUGCCGGAGACGGCGCGGGAAAGGGAAAGUGAAAUGGAAGAGAGGGAUCCGGAUACGCGGGUGGGUGAUGGGGGGGGAGGGAGGAAAGAGCAUCCCUUGGAGAUGAUGCCGGAGGGGGACGGGACGCAGAGGUAGG